UAAUGAUCCAAAUUUGACUAUGAAAAAUUGAAAUGAUUGAUUUGGUGUAUGUGGAUUACUGAAUCUAUGCAUUACAUUUCAUGUUUCUUUAACUGGGAAUUUAUAACAUAGUUUUCCCCUUCUUUUGCUUCUCUUGCAUGUGUAUUAGCUUGGUUCCUUGAUAUAGUAUAAUCUGUGUAAAUUGAUAUCUCGAAAAAAGAAAAAAAAUGAUAAAUAAGCUUGAAAUCAUGAAAUUUAUAAUCAAUUGAUAAUUCAUUCAUCUGUGUAAAACUGUUGUUUUUGUAUGGUAUCUAGCCAACAUAUCAAACUAGAAACUGAUAUUAUAGACUAAUAGGAAUAUCCAAAUUAUUUCUGUCUUAAGAUUUGUUUUUCUUCCUUUUUCUCUAAAGGAACUCUUUCUUUUCUUGGUCAUGAGCAGUGAUUCAACUCUUCAGUUUAUUUUGUAUUUAUUUAAGUCGAUUGGAUAUCCAUUGAUGUUGGAUUUAAGUAUGUACAUCGGUAGCCCCUAGGGCUUUGGUCUAGCGGUAAGAACGCAACGCAUGAUGUGUGGGUUAGGCACGUUAGGGGUUCCAAAUUUGCUGCAAACAAAAGUCUGUAUGUAAGUGGAGAGGGGGGAGGGGUCCAUUAUCCAUCGUGAUUUGAACUGUGCGCCACUAGCCCUCCGGAUUUUCUAAAUUAUCCCCAAAAAAAGUAAGUUUGUAGACUGGAGCACCUAAGGGUGUGACCUAGUGGUCAAUAAAGUGGGUUGAGAACCAUGAGGUCUCAAGUUUAAAUCUCAACGGAGGCAAAAAACACUAGGUGAUUUUCUCCCGUCUGUCCAAGCCAUGGUGUACAGAGUUACCUUUGCUGGUGGGAGGUACCAAGUAUCCCGUGGAAUUAGUCAAGGUGUGCGCAAACUGGCCCGGACUACAGUUAAAAAAAAAAAAAGACGUAUGUAGACUGAAAUUGGUUUCUGUAAUCUAUGAUUUUUAGUUUCUUCUUCUCUAGAUCCUUUAAGCAUUUAUGUAGAGCUACACAGUAUGUGGUAUCUUGGAAGAACACGCAACAUGGGUGUGUUAGCCAUAAAUUCGAUUAAAGAUCAAAAGCAUUUACACGGAGCUUUAUGUUAUCCAGGGCAGUGGAUUGAAACACGUGUGCAAUAUGUCAAACCCAAGCGCAGAUGAAAGUGUGAAGGAACCAAACGUUAUUAAUGAUCCUCCUAAAGGUGAAGAAAACGAUGACCUUCUUGCAGAAGAUCCAAAGGGUUCAGAAGUAGAAGAAAGCCAAGUUCCAUCUCAAGAGGAGGAGGAGGAACUGAAGAAAAAGUAUGGUGGCUUGGUGAAAAAGAAACCUCCAUUGAUAUCUAAGGACCACGAACGUGCUUUCUUCGAUUCUGCGGACUGGGCAUUAGGAAAGCAAGGGGGACAGAAGCCCAAAACGCCUGCUGAGGCACUUCGCCCAAAAUUAGAGCCUACGCCACACCAGCAACUUCGUACUCGGCUCUCAGCUUCUUCUCUGACAGAUGCUGGUGAAGCAGAUGGUAGCAACAACGGCUCUGACCAGCUAGAUGACCAGAGCGGAACACCAGCAGGCGAUGGUGAGAAUAAUUCUUAGAAUCAGAAGCACCAAGGCCGAGUCAUUCGGAGCAGCCUCAUCAUAGAUUCCUGCUGAAUUAACUGAAGGUGGUGUUGUAAAUCUGGCUAGAUACUUAAUAGAGGUAAAAAAGAAGAAAAGAAAGAAUAAAUGCUCUCAUGGCAAAAUUUUGUACUGAAUUUUAGAGCUGUGGUCCUAUACUAAGCUGAUUUGCUUGCAUAAAAUUCAGAAAACUACGUGCAAGUUCUUUUCACAAGAACGAUCAUUUCUCAUCUGCCUGUGCUAUUCUCAAAAUGGUGAUGUAUUUUACUUUAUGGUGGCAAAAUUCUAGAUCAGCAUUGUAUUGAACGUUGAGAACAUACACUUUUUUGCAGUAUUAAUGUUUAUCACUUUUCGGAACA
This is a messenger RNA of Nicotiana attenuata, 1973 nucleotides long. RefSeq lists its product as uncharacterized. Gene Ontology annotation, molecular function: protein phosphatase inhibitor activity. Lineage: Eukaryota; Viridiplantae; Streptophyta; Magnoliopsida; Solanales; Solanaceae. The record is from RefSeq and is a predicted model, not a curated record. Gene Ontology annotation, cellular component: cytoplasm. The transcript is spliced from 7 exons. The coding region runs from base 1141 to 1593 and encodes 150 amino acids.